GGUUCUUGGAUUAUGUUUCAUAAAUAAAAAAUGGCGGCAUGUUCAAAGAUAUUGGCAUAGUUCUGCAUUUGAUACCACAAGAAGAAAAUCGUUCCAUGAGUUUUAGCUUACUUUACUGACCUUUGUUAAAAGAAGAAGUUUAUUUCAAUGGGCGAUAUAUCAGUGAAUGGACUCGGAAGUGUUUUACCAAAGGGUGACACGGAGGAAAAAUAUCACGUUGAAAUCUGUCUGAAACCGACAAGCUUGGCAGAGAGUCAAACAGUCAAAGAACAUGUGAUUGCCCUACUAGAUCGUCACCGCGUUAUCUAUGGAGAUCUCAUCUUGACUUCUUUUGAUGAUGUGUUUUUACAAGAGAAUGUUAAAUCUGUUUCACUUUGUGACACAGAGUGCAAUGCUGAAAAAAAGCAAAUCUGCCUGGUUUCGGGUAACCUGAUGAUGCAUGUUUAUCGACUGAAUGAAGAUGGACCAGGAACUGAAGAGCUGGAUGAUGAGGAGGAUAUGGCAGCUGCUCAUCAUUGGCUCCUGCCUGCCUCAGAUUUCAGUGGAUUAUGGGAGAGUUUGAUUUAUGAUGAGGAUAUCAAACGAGGGCUUUUGAAUUAUGCAUCAACAACUCUGCUGUUUUCUGACAAAGCUGUCAACAAUAACAUCAUAUCAUGGAACAAAGUUAUUCUCCUACAUGGACCUCCUGGGACAGGAAAAACUUCUUUGUGUAAAGCCCUGGCCCAGAAAUUAGUGAUCAGGUUGUCAGACAGGUACUCUUAUGGCCAGCUUAUUGAAAUCAACAGUCACAGUCUCUUCUCCAAGUGGUUUUCGGAGAGUGGAAAGUUGGUGAUGAAAAUGUUUCAGAAAAUCCAGGAGUUGAUUGAUGACCAGGAUGCUCUGGUGUUUGUGUUAAUAGAUGAAGUAGAAAGUCUGACUGCUGCAAGAAAAAGCACUAUGUCGGGGAGUGAGCCGUCAGAUGCUAUCAGGGUGGUGAACGCACUGCUUACUCAGCUCGAUCAGAUCAAAAGAUACCCUAAUGUGAUGAUACUGACUACCUCCAAUGUGACAGGUGCUAUUGACCUGGCAUUUGUGGACAGAGCAGACAUUAAGCAGUAUAUUGGACCACCAUCCCCAGCUGCCAUAUUCAAAAUCUACCACUCGUGUAUUAUAGAACUUAUGAGAGUUGGAAUCAUCUCCCCUGCACAGCAAUUGUUUGAUUUACGUACACUGGAAGUCAUGAAGUUCAUUGAAAAAAAUGUUACCAGGCUUAGUUUGCAACUGCGAGACAUAGCAAUGCAGAGUCAUGGAUUAAGUGGAAGGACUCUUAGAAAGCUCCCUUUUAUUGCCCAUGCUCUCUUUGUUCAGAGACCAUCUGUCACUCUUGAGGAAUUUUUGGAUGGACUGAAAAAAGCAGUAGAAAGGCAGUUCAAAGAGAGAAGUGACUUAUCUAAUGACUGAGGAAUUUGUUAAGAAUCAUGCCAAAUUUACUGAACUCUUUUGUUACUGUGAUAAAAAUCUUCAUGGUUUGAUGAUAUUUAUUAUGUUCAUUAUUCCAGACACGGUAAAUAAUGUUCAUUGUGACAGUGCUACAUAAUAAUUGUUUAUUACAUAAAAUAAGUCAAAAUGUA
Molecule: messenger RNA, 1610 nt
Organism: Magallana angulata
Lineage: Eukaryota; Metazoa; Mollusca; Bivalvia; Ostreida; Ostreidae
Product: pachytene checkpoint protein 2 homolog
Exons: 11
Coding region: 148-1440 (430 amino acids)
Biological process (GO): meiotic recombination checkpoint signaling; reciprocal meiotic recombination
Cellular component (GO): nucleus; chromosome
Molecular function (GO): ATP hydrolysis activity; ATP binding
Source: RefSeq, a predicted model, not a curated record